Messenger RNA from Episyrphus balteatus (marmalade hoverfly), 1990 nucleotides. RefSeq names its product proton-coupled amino acid transporter-like protein pathetic. The transcript is spliced from 7 exons. The coding region runs from base 92 to 1462 and encodes 456 amino acids. NCBI's taxonomy places the organism in Eukaryota, Metazoa, Arthropoda, Insecta, Diptera, Syrphidae. Gene Ontology annotation, cellular component: vacuolar membrane. Gene Ontology annotation, molecular function: amino acid transmembrane transporter activity. Gene Ontology annotation, biological process: amino acid transmembrane transport. The record is from RefSeq and is a predicted model, not a curated record.
GCGAAAAGACGAUCAAAGCUUCCACCACUGAAAAUCGGACAAUAUAAAACAAUUUUUGUUUUUUUUUUUUUUUGGUUAAAUAAAAGAACAGAUGGCAGAGAUUAACUCAACAUCAAAGGAAAAGUCGAAAUCAGUGUUUACACUUACUGAUUUCAGCUCAAAAACUGUCCUGACCGAAAAGGCACAACUUGAUUAUGACCCAUUUGAACAUCGAGAUCAAAUAAAUGGUGCAUCAACGGGUGGAUCUUUGGCUCAUUUGCUUAAAAGUUCCCUAGGCUCUGGAAUUUUAGCAAUGCCUAUGGCUUUCAAAAAUGCUGGUUUGUUAUUUGGAUUAAUCGGAACUUUGGUUGUUGGAUUCUUGUGCACGCAUUGCGUUCACAUAUUGGUAAAAACUUCGCAUGAUAUAUGCCAAAAGGCCAAAGUACCAUAUUUAGGUUUUGCUGAAACUGCGGAAAAGGUGUUUGAAAAUGGACCUAAGAAGUUACGACCUUGGGCGAACUUUGCAAAGCAAUUUGUCGAUGGGGCUCUUAUGGCAACAUACUAUGCAGCUGCAUGUGUUUAUAUUGUAUUUAUUGCAACAUCAUUCCAAAACGUAAUCAACUACGAAUGUAAUGUUAAAAUAAACAUACGCGUUUACAUUGCAUUAACCAUAAUACCAUGUCUUCUAAUCGGACAAAUUAGAAAUCUCAAAUAUUUGGUACCAUUCUCCGCAAUGGCAAACAUUUUCAUUGUAAUUGUAUUUGGUAUAACCUUGUAUUAUAUGUUCCGUGAACCGUUAAAGUUCGCGGACAAACCACUCUUCUCAAGCUGGGGUCAACUGCCCUUGUUCUUUGCAACUGUGAUUUUUGCAAUGGAAGGAAUUGGUGUAGUAAUGCCAGUUGAAAACUCAAUGAAGAGCCCUCAACACUUUCUGGGAUGUCCUGGUGUACUGAAUACAGCCAUGACCACUGUUGUAUCACUUUAUGCUGUUAUUGGAUUUUUUGGUUAUGUUAAAUACGGUGAUGCUAUUUUGGGCAGUAUUACACUGAACCUUCAGGAAGGAGCAUGGCUUGCGGAUACUGCUAAAAUUUUAAUGGCUAUUUCUAUCCUUUUUACAUUUGGUUUGCAAUUUUAUGUUCCAAAUGAAAUUUUGUGGAGAAAAAUCAGUCACAAAUUCCCAGAAGACAAGCAUAAUAUGGCACAGAUCUUGCUAAGGACUGGAAUUAUAUUAAUAAGCGGGGGUGUAUCGGCUGCAAUACCAGACCUGGAGCCAUUUAUCAGCCUUGUUGGUGCAGUUUUCUUCUCGUUGCUGGGAAUAAUGGUUCCAAGUGUGGUGCAAACAGUCUUUCUGUAUCCCGAUAACCUUGGUAAAUGGAAUUGGAUUUACGUAAAAAAUAUAAUUCUUUCGAUUCUUGCCUUGUGUGCGUUAAUUGCUGGUUCAUUUGUUAGUGUUAAAGAUAUUAUUAAAAUGUAUAGUAAAUAAGUAGGUAAUAUUUUUAUUAUAAGAUUUAUACUGUCUACUUUGGUUAUCCUUAUUUUAUGUUUUUUUUUUAUUGAACGAUGAAUUUAUAAUUUUUAAGCUUUAAGUUAAUCUUUACAUUUUAAAAAUGUUACCUAUUCUGUAAUUUGUUAUACGGAUGAAAGCAAUACGGUUGUGCCCAGUUAAUAACGGUUGUGUCAUUUAAGUUUAAGACGUAACACAUUUUGCAGGAAUUAUAAUGGUGUGAUAUAAAUAUUUUUGGUCCAAUUAAGAAAAAUGUGCAACAAAAACUAUUGCCGUACAUGUUAAUUAAAUAAUGUUUAUAUUACUUGUUAUAAGAUAUUGAGAAUAAAUAUGGAAAUAUGUAAACUAAUUAUGUAUGACAAUGAUUUAAGUUCUUUAACUAUAAUCUUACCAUCCUACCUUUAAGUUAGCUUUAAUUUAAAUUGUAUUUAACAAGUCUUAUUUAAAAAAAAAUUCUAAAACAAAAAUAUUUUUGUAAAGAUUGAUGUUGUUCAAAGUAAUAAAAGA